Molecule: messenger RNA, 1960 nt
Organism: Polychytrium aggregatum
Lineage: Eukaryota; Fungi; Chytridiomycota; Chytridiomycetes; Polychytriales
Product: nucleoside transporter-domain-containing protein
Exons: 7
Coding region: 216-1772 (518 amino acids)
Biological process (GO): nucleoside transmembrane transport
Cellular component (GO): fungal-type vacuole membrane; plasma membrane
Molecular function (GO): nucleobase transmembrane transporter activity; nicotinamide riboside transmembrane transporter activity
Source: RefSeq, a predicted model, not a curated record
GCGGCAUCUGCGAAUGAGACAGAGCGACGUUGUCGAUAACAACCGGCGAAGCAGCGCAUGGCCAAUGUCGUUCGUCCGGACAUGGUCCCGGAACGACCAAUGUCGCCGCGGGGUCAUGGCCCUUGCGCGGGCCAGGCUCUUUCCUCCAUCAACCCUGGCCAUCAGCCUCGGCCAUCAACCCUGGCCAUCAAUCUCGGCCUUCACCGCCCAACACCAUGCCGUCGGAGCCACAGGAGCCCCGCGAGUCCCUCCAACGCACGUCCCGCGAACCGCUUGCAACUCGAGAGCAGUGGCAGGCUUUUCGCAUGUGGGCUACCUUCUUCCUGCUUGGAGUCGUGAGUCUGAGUGGCUGGAACGCCUGGAUCAACGCUGCCCUGUACUUCAUGCAGCGCUUCCAAGGAACAUCGAUCGAGAACAGCUUCCAGUCCUAUUUCUCGCUGGCGUUCAUGGUCGCGAAUCUCGGGACACUCGCUCCUCUCGAUCAACUCGCUGCUAUCCUUGUGGGUCCGCCAGGACUGAUCCUUUCGCUCAAGACCACUUCUGAGGUUGCCAUCAAUCUGCGUAUCUUUGGCGGCGGCGCUCUCAACACCGCUCUCUUCCUGGUGGCUGCGCUGAUGGUUCCGUCGUCGCUGUCGGCUCAAACCUACUUUGGCAUCACGCUGGCGAUGGUGGCCCUCUCGGGCGUCGCCUCAGCGCUAAUGUCCAGCGUUUUUGCCAUCGUGGCCAAUGUCGAGGGCAUUUUCACCCAGGCCGUGGUGUCGGGUCAAGGUUUCUCGGGAAUCCUGUUCUCCGUUAUCCAGAUGAUGCUUAUCAAGUCCCGUGGUCCUGACGAGCCCUCGGAGCCGGGUCCGAUCGUGAGAUACUUUCUCUUCGCGGUGGUCACUGGCCUAGCAUCUCUCGCCGCUUACGGCUAUGAACUCUUCGCCAAGUCUGCACAAGCCCACCACUUCAUGCCGGUGCCGACGACCGAGGCUUCCGGGCUUGAUCCAUCGAUCCAGGGCAGCACCGAGUCCCUUCCGAUGCUCGCAUCUCUGCAAACCGAUGAUGAUGCUCUACACCCCACCGGAAGCCAGGCCAACCUCUUGGUUUAUCGCCAAAUCCGUAUCCCUGUGCUGUCGCUGUUCUUGACGUUUGUCUUGACUCUGGCCGUGUUCCCGUCCAUUACGACGCUGAUCGUUUCGGUUGGUCAUGCCGAUGCGGCAGGAUCGCCCGAUGCACUCAUCGCCCUCCACUUUCUGGUUUUCACCGUCGGGGAUUGGAUCGGCAAGUCUCUGCCCGGGAUCGCACUCUUCCAGAUCCGGUCGGUUCGGGCCCUCAAGUGGACUGCCUUGAGCCGCAUCCUCAUCCUGGUGCUGAUAUUUUGCUGCAACACCCGGUUUAUCGAUCCUCUGACGGGACUGCCGCGGGCUCGUGUCUUUCCCCUCCUGUUCGGCGACGGCGGCUAUCUCAUCAUCCUCUUUAUCCUGGCUCUCUCCGGAGGUGCCCUCGCAACGCUGCUCAUGAUGGUUGCCCCGACUCUCAUCCGGGUGCACUCUGACGCACCAUCCAACGAGCCCUCCGGAUCUGUGUAUACCCACGGCGAAGCGGCCAACGAAUCCGACGUCGCAGAGAUUGUCGUUCACGAUGACGCCGACGACCUCGCCACGAUCUUUUACCGUCAAAAAGUCGGCGAUAUGAUGGUGUUCUCGCUGACGACCGGGCUUGCCGUCGGCUCGGCGAGCUCGUUUUUGGUCCAUGGCCUCCUGUGUGGCUGCAACCCGUUUUUCUCUUGAUCGCAUAUCCCGAGCUGAUCCGAGCUCUCAAGCGUCGAUGGGACUGCAAGGCUCGGAAUACAGUGUGUGAAGCCAUUCAUGCAGAUAACGCACGUUGAUGCGACCUGCGGCAGGUGCUGAUGCCGGAUCGGCGAGCUGGCUCAGACGAAGCCGUCCCACGGGCGGGUGUAUUCGGGUCCCGGCAAAAA